CGAGAUGCCUCUCUACCAGGCCAUCAAUACUGAGUACUGCGAGGAUUGCCAGCUCACUUGGCUUGUUGGUCGGGAUACGCACGACAUCGCCCCUCAACCUCACCCCUACCAUAACACCCUCUUCCCCGUUCUGGCCAUUAACCACUGCAUUGACCAACGAUCACUUGUCGUCCACAUCGGUACGACUGUUGACAAGAAGUACAAGGGAAAGACAGAUGGUAACAAGGCAACGGUUGUGGGCUUUGGAGUUUACUUUGGGGAGCGCUCCAAGUACAAUCACGUGGAUGUCGCCUACUUGGUCAAUCAGGCCGAUCACUCAGACAUUGGCGAGCUCUAUGCUGCCUCUGCAGCCUUGCGCCUUGUAAGAAAAUCUAUCCUUACGGACUGGAAGGCUCUCAUCGAGAAAGACGGCACUGCUGUCAAUGACGAUGACCCUUCCUUCUGGGACAUCAUCAAUCAGCCCGCAGCAUCUGACGAUAAUCCUGCCUCGAAAGUCCCUUCUUCCAUGGAUUCAGGCGAGGAAUUCAUUCAUACCCCUUCCAAGCUGAGUCCUUUGUCAUCCGAGGAUGAGCAAGGUGGCAAGGCGACUACGGUCAAGGUAACAGCUCCCGAGCCCACGAUCAAGAAAAGCACAAAGAAGGAAAAGAAAAAGGGCGACAAAGGAAAAGAGAAGGCUAAGAAAAAGACCAAGAACAAGUCGGAUAAGGAGUCAGUUGGUACAAUGCCGACGACCAAGUCCGAGUAUGGCAGCGACCUACGUCUUAUAAUAGCCACCGAUUCAACCUCCCUCUAUGACAUUGUCACUGACCGCCUGGGCAAGUGGAAGUACGACGGGGCGACUCGUCAGUUCAAGACAACUAAAUCUAGAAAGCCACCCAAGAACAACGACCUCAUUGUCGAUCUGAAGGACGAGCGCGACGCACUGAUGACCCUGGAAUAUGACCAAGGCAUUGAGGUUGCGUGGUACAAGAUCCCCCAGAAGAAGAAUACUGCUGCUCGGGCUCUUGCUCAGCUGGCAAUCGAUGCGUUCAAGGAGGGAUAAGGGGCCUGAUCGAAUACGUUUACAGAUCGUUUUUUAUCGCAGGGCGUCUACAGUGGUGUCAUGAUGUCCUCUAGAGAGGUGGAUUGAUGUAUUUAAUAAACUGCUGAGGAACCGGCAGG
Messenger RNA from Pseudomassariella vexata, 1161 nucleotides. RefSeq lists its product as uncharacterized. The coding region runs from base 5 to 1042 and encodes 345 amino acids. NCBI's taxonomy places the organism in Eukaryota, Fungi, Ascomycota, Sordariomycetes, Amphisphaeriales, Pseudomassariaceae. The record is from RefSeq and is a predicted model, not a curated record. The transcript has a single exon. Gene Ontology annotation, molecular function: nucleic acid binding.